Lasiosphaeria miniovina is the source of this 900-nucleotide messenger RNA. RefSeq lists its product as uncharacterized. The record is from RefSeq and is a predicted model, not a curated record. The transcript has 3 exons. Bases 1 to 900 code for a protein of 299 amino acids. NCBI's taxonomy places the organism in Eukaryota, Fungi, Ascomycota, Sordariomycetes, Sordariales, Lasiosphaeriaceae.
AUGGAUGACAAUCAAGUGCAACUGGUCUUUGACAGCCUGGCCCAACAUCGCCUAGAAGCUGUCGUUCGGAUGAUGCACGACCUGCGCCACAAAUGUGACCAAAACACUCGACAGUCAGACCCCAUAGUGUCACUUCGGCAGACAUCCCGACUCUUCCAAGCCAUUUCGGAACACUCAGCCUACGGCGUAGACCGCACACUAGACCAGGCAACCAGGACCCUACUAUUGCAGGCCACUCACCCCGACAGCAUCCGGUGGCUUACGGCAUCCCAAGUCGAGCUGAACGGCUACAUCGAGGAUUUCCGAAGCUUUAGCAGUUACAUAAUCGGCCGCUCCUCGUUUGAAGACCAUCUCGAUGACUCCACUGCAGUAAUGUACAAGUGCUACGACAUCAAUCCGGGCGUCGUGCUCCAGAGCAUCGAGCGGGAUUUCGACGAAACCGAGGCACCCGCGCGGCCGACCAGCCCACGUGCGCCCUCGUCGGAUGACAACAGCAGUACGCACCAGGCCUCGAGCGAGAUGCUGGCCGGCGCGACACAGACCCCCGACACGGACGACAGCAGCAGCAGCAGAAACAAGAGCACCAACGAAGACGACGCCGCACCACCCCUCGCCAAGCAGCGGCGGAGAUUCGCCGGCAGGCUAAAGAAGAGCAGCCUGCCGCCACCACCGCAGCCGCCGAGGGCGCGGAGCAACCGCUGCCGCCGCCAGCGCCGCGAGCGCUGCCAGCACCUCCUCGACGAGCCGCGGCGCAACGGCUCGUCGUCGUCGUCGUCCGGGCUCGGCAUCCUCUCGUGGCCGCCGUGUCCCAUCUGCGGCGUCAACAUGACGUUCGACGAGUACACGGCCGAGCUCAUGUACUGCAAGCGGUGCGAGGGGUUCCAGGUGCAUUCUGGGUGA